UGGUUCAUUCCCGUCCUUAACUCCCAAGAAACUACUCAUAAAGCAGUGCCCCUCGCUCUUCCACUCUAAUAUGGCUGCACCCAAAAACAACGUUAGUUAUUCAACCUUUUCGAAUGACUAUCGACAUAGUAUGGUGGCCGAAUGUAAGCUUAGAAUGGUUGGAAAGUUCUUUAAACCAAAACCAAAAAUGACUAAAAUCCGUGUUAGUUUCAGGGCAAAAGUCCCUCUUAAAGGGGUAGUCAAGAUGAAGUCUUAUGAUGAUCUACAUGUGUUUCUUGAUUUUACUAAUGAAGAGGAUUAUGAUUCUGUUUUGUGGAAAGAAAAGGUUGUUGUUGCUGGUGCACUCAUGGAGGUUUCUAGGUGGACCCCGCAAUUUCCUGAUCAAGUUAGAGAAACGUUUGGUAUUAUGGAGCUAGGUAAUACCAAAAGAGAUGAGCAUAUUGGUAGCAGAAAUGAGUACGGGACAAAGAAGUCAGAAGCAGUACCUGAAAAUCCACACAUACAGAAAGAUGUUUUGUAUAUUUCUGAUUCAGUAGAUUGUGUUCCUGAAGUAACUCAUUCUUAUUCCGAGGACAGAAUUGCAAGUCAUGUCAAUUGUGAAACCUCUGAAAUAAAUUCUUCCAUGGAAAUUAGUUGCACUGGGUUUAGUGGCCUUUCACCUGCUCCAAAUGGGAUUGCUGGAAGAAUUCCUUCUGUUAUGUAUGAUAGUUCAUCAAGGUGUUCAACAGACUUAGUUCCUUCAGUGAUUAUGAAUAGGGGGCCUUUAAGAGGGACUUGUUUGAACCACAACAACAAAAAGUCAUAUAGCAGAGGGUGGAAUUAUGGAAGCAAGUUAAAUAGUGAAGCAGCUGAAUGGCGGCCUUGUAAAGCACUUAGUCAGCCAUUAUAUGCUCUUCCAAUUGUCGAACACCAUGAGAAUCAGAAAUCAAGACCUCCGAUGGAAGUGCAAUAUUCGACCUAUACGGGAUACCCAACAGUAACCUCUUCAGAGAACCACCGUAAAAGCUUAGUCCCCAAGUAUAAGCUCACUUUGAUUGGGAAUUUCUUCCAUAGGAGGCCAAAAAUGAAAGAAAUCCGAGUUGAUUUCAGUGCAAAGAAUCCUCUGAACGGCCAGGUGAAGAUUAGGGCUUGCACUUGUCGACAAAUAUUACUUUGUUUCACCAAUGAAGAGGAUUACUACACUAUUUUGUACAAGAAAUCACUCUUCGUUGCUGGUGCCGUCAUGCUGAUUUCCUGGUCCCCAGAUUUCCACCAUGAAGGAGAAAUAGUAGUUUCACAUAGAGAAAGACCUUCCUUGGAGCUGCCAAAUACAAGUUUUCCUCCUAGAAGCCCUCCAAGAAGUAUAGGGUCUGCCAUUCAGUCGAUGUCCAAGUUAUCGAUCUCAGAUAGCUCCAAGCUGACUCAGAAAUCAGUUACCUCGGUCAAUUCAGCUGAAACUGAUGUUUUAUUGAAUGCUGAUCCUCAUAAAGCCAUAGUGCCAAAAGCCAUGGAUAAGCCCUUAGUGCAGUCAGUAAGUGUAGCUGGUCGGUUGUGCCCUGAUCCUUCAACAGCUACAGACAUUUAUGUUCCUCAGUCUUAUCCGAAUGGAAUUGUGGGGAGUCCUAUUUUUGGAAGAAACGAACAAGCUGGCCGUGGAAGCACCUUUCCCAACCCUAGCCGAGCCCUGGAUCAGCACAUUCUUGCUCAGCCAAAUAUGACUGCCAGGAUAGCACAACUACAACCACCAUCAACAACCUCAGUAAGUGACACUACCAGCUCAAUCCGAUACGGGGAAUGUCUCAAGAAUCAUGCUGCAAGCAUGGGAGGGCAUGCUGUCGACGGAUGUGGAGAAUUCACGCCAAGUGGAGAAGAAGGGACCCCUGGAGCUCUGAAAUGUGCUGCUUGUAAUUGCCACCGAAAUUUUCACAAGAAAGAGAUCGACGACCACCGACAGAUGGCCGGCAUUGGAUCACAUUCUACGUUCAAUCAACCGAGAAAUAAUAGCAGUAGCGACGAUAUACACAACCAACCCCUGAUUUCUCUUCCCACACAGCAGCUGCAGCAGUAUAGCUCUUCUCCUAAUUCAGUGGUUAACUCUUCACAGUCUUAUCCUCAACCACCCUCGCCGAUAUCUGGUUCAGUAUUUUUACAACAGGGCUCGGAAAAAAUAGAACCUGGUUUAGUUCGACCAAGCUACUCAAAUGAAAUGUUGAAUCAUGACACCAGGCAGAAUGGUCAGGAAUGGGAGUAUUCCAGGAGGGACAGCAGCAGGAAUAUAUCACGAGAUCAUCCUUCAAUACGAAAUGAAAGUUGGAAUGUUGACAUGUUCAAGCCUUUAAACAACAGAACCCCUGAUCACAUUUCAUCUGAGUUUCCAGCCUGCAUGUCUAGGUGCCAGUCCCAGAGUGUCUUUGCCAAUGAAUUUCCACAUCUUGACAUCAUUAACAACUUGUUACGUGAAGAGCAUUUUACUGGACGGACUUUGAUGACCAACUCAGGCUUUCAGAGUUUGAACAAUGGAACAAACCAUCUGAGUGGGCAUUUCACUUACCCAAGCGAUAUUGGGAUGUUUACAGGUUUAGAUCCCUCAACAAGUUCUUGUAGGCCUGAGCGUAAUCUCUCUGGUCUUUAGAUUUGGAGUGAUUCUGCUCUUCUUUAUUACCUUUUAUAUACAUGAAAAAUGCUAAGUAUAUUAGUAUUUCAUUAGCGCUGAAGUAUGUUAAUAGCUCCUUUUGGCAA
Lycium ferocissimum is the source of this 2718-nucleotide messenger RNA. RefSeq lists its product as uncharacterized. The record is from RefSeq and is a predicted model, not a curated record. Bases 71 to 2611 code for a protein of 846 amino acids. NCBI's taxonomy places the organism in Eukaryota, Viridiplantae, Streptophyta, Magnoliopsida, Solanales, Solanaceae. The transcript is spliced from 4 exons.